AAACCAGGUGUACUAGGCAAGAGACUGUUAGCAAAGGAUUGCGUGUGUGUGUACCUGUGUAUAUGUCUGUGUGUGUGCGUGUGUGUGCAUGCGAGCCUGUAUGUUGGGGCUGAGUCUGGUUAAGAUCAGUGGUAGGUGGGGGCAUAAAUGAUACAGAAAUGUUUAAAAGUCUGAUGUGUGCAAUGGAUGAAGAAUGGGGAGGAGAGAAAGUUUCCAGCCCAGGAGCAGAAGAAAAUUCUCCCCUGCAGCAAAAGCCACAGAGACCCUGUUCAAAAACGAGGCACCAUGUAACAGCGUUUUUGACUUUUGUCAAACGUCAGCUCUUCCGGGUGGGAGACGACUGGUAUUUUCUCUUCAUUCUUGGAGUGUUGAUGGCUCUUAUUAGUUUUGCGAUGGACUGCACAGUGGUCAAACUUUUCAAAGCUCACAGGUGGCUAUACGAGCAGUUAGAAGGCAACAAUCUUCUGCAGUACAUGUCUUGGAUUGUGUACCCUGUUGCUAUGACAACGUUCUCCACCGGUUUCUCUCAGAGCUUGUCACCUCAGUCAGGAGGUUCAGGGAUUCCGGAGCUGAAGACAAUCCUGACCGGAGUUCUUCUGGAGGAGUACCUGACCUUGAAAACCUUUACAGCAAAAGUAGUCGGUCUGAUAUGCUCCCUGGCAGCAGGGAGUACAAUUUUUUUAGGGAAAGUGGGUCCCUUUGUACACAUAUGCAGCAUGAUUGCUACUUACUUGGGAAGGAUCCGAACGACAGUCACCAGGGAUUAUGAGAAUACAAGCAAGAGGUACGAGAUGCUGGUGACGGCAGCGGCCGUUGGGGUGGCAAGUUGCUUUGGCGCACCCAUCAGUGGUGUUCUAUUCAGUGUGGAGGUGAUGUCUUCCCAUUUUGCAGUGCGAAACUAUUGGAGGGGAUUCUUUGCGGCCACAUGUGGUGCAUUCAUGUUCCGACUGCUUUCUGUGUUCAACAAUGAACAAGAAACCAUCAUUGCUCUUUUCAAGACAAAGUUUCAAGUUGACUUCCCGUUUGAUUUACCAGAAACUUUAAUCUUUAUCGUCCUUGGAAUGGUCUGUGGGAUCCUGAGCUGCGUCUACCUCUACUGUCAGCGGCGGCUGCUGCGUUACAUCAAGCGAAACGCCUUCAUCCAGAACUUCAUGGCAACCGAGAAAGCUAUAUAUUCUGGAGUUAUGACCUUCUUCUUGGCAUCCAUUACCUUCCCUGCUGGACUGGGGCAGCUCAUGGCAUCCAGGCUCAGCAUGAAGGAACUCCUCUCCUCGCUCCUCGAUCAUCGGUCGUGGGGCGUGCUUUCCCAGAACGCAACGCUUAAUGUUCACACAAGAGUGGAUCCCGACAACCUCUGGAUCGACUGGUGUCACCCGACCUUCACUUUUUACGGCACCUUGCUCUUCUUCUUAUUCAUGAAGUUUUGGAUGUUGAUCCUUGCCACCACCAUGCCAAUGCCAGCUGGGUAUUUCAUGCCCGUGCUUAUAUAUGGUGCUGUUAUAGGUCGUACUGUGGGAGAACUAAUGGUUUCUAUAUUUCCUAAUGGCAUCAAGUCAGAAGGCGUACUGAACCCAAUAAUCCCAGGGGGAUAUGCCCUUGCAGGAGCAGCAGCGUUCUCUGGAGCCGUGACCCAUACAUUGUCCACAGCACUACUGGUCUUCGAGCUCACUGGGCAGAUAGCUCAUAUUCUUCCUAUUUUACUGGCUGUACUUGUGGCAAACGCCAUCGCACAGAAGUUGCAACCUUCGUUCUAUGACGGAGCCAUCAUUGUGAAAAAGCUGCCCUAUUUACCCAGAAUACAGAGCACUGAUGUUGGCUUUUACAGUGUGACAGUGGAACAGUUCAUGAACACCAAGUUCAAGUGUGUGGAUCCAAGCAGCAGCUACAGAGAUAUUCUGCAAGUGAUAACCUCCAGUUCCAAUGCCGUAUAUCCUGUAGUUGAGAAUGCAGAGUCCAUGGUGCUCGUGGGAUCCGUUCAAAGGAGCGAACUUACCAAUUUUCUUCAGACUCAAGCAGAACAGAAAAGCCGCGAAGAAAAUUUGCCGCUGAAGGAAGUGGACGAAAACCCUAAGGGAAAAUGGCAUAUUGAUCCAAUAACCUUCCAACUCUCUCCAAGUACAUCACUACAUCAGGCCCAUAAACUGUUUGAACUUCUUGUCCUUCAACACACGUUUGUCAUUUCGGCAGGCAGGGUUAUUGGCUUUGUAACCAGAACUGAGCUAAAGAAAGUGAUUGAAGACCUGGCAAACGGGCGCAUCCCAGUCAAGUCAUAAUUACCACAGAAGAGAAGAAACAUGUGCUAUUUUUUCAGGCCAUCCUGCAGUCUUGUCCUGACAUUAUUUUAACAAGAUGUUCCAUGCAGUACACAGAUGUUUACCAACAGUAAACACCCAAAGGUCGUGUGUCCUCACAAAUACACAAUUACAUUCCAAAAUGUUUAAUAAUACACUGAACUUACUUCCCUACAACAAAAUGAGUUGUGAACUAUUAAUAAUAUAAAAUAUUUAAAAAAUUAAAUGAUAAGGAUCAGGCGAGUUGUCUAAUUAGGUUUUAUGGGGGGGAACUGUAAUAAUUUAAUUUUAACAUUCAGUAUGAAAAUUUCUUGUUUUCUAAGUAAAAUGCUUUAUGUAAGGAAAGGGAAAGUUAGAACUGAUGUCAGAAGCAAAUUAUGGUCUACCCCUGCCCAGCCAAACAAGGGUCUGCUGAACUGUUGUCGCUUAAUGUUAGCCACGUUCGGAUUGGCAGGUUUAUGAGGUAAGACACCUGACCAGGGGCGAUUUCCCUCAUUCUGCCUUCCAUGUUGUGUCUAUCUGUGUUGAAAUCGGGAUUGUACAAUAUACGAUUCUAGGUUACAAUCAUCUGUCAGUCCAUUCCUUGUUGAACUAGUGUGAUUUUAUACUAUCACCUUCUUUGUUUUCUAACUCCUAUUUUCUCAGGAACUGAGUUUGAAACUUCAUUGAGCCCUUCCGAGCUUUUCUGUAGCUCUGGUCACUCACUUGUGCCUGACGUUAAUGGCUCCAUCACUGGUGGCUCUGCAUUCAGUUUCCAAGCUUUCACUCACCUGACCCUCUCCUUACAAAUGUUUGGCCUGAAAGCACAUUUCUGAAAACCCUGAAACGUUCUUGCUGCAUUAGUGGUAGGACAUCAACAAAGAAUAUUGAUUAAAUGGCGGGGCCACAGUUCCCUGAAGGAGGAAACACCAGUACCGAGGUGCUGAAGAAGGCACUUUGCAUUCUUGCCUUCCUAGGCCAGGGCAUUUAAAAGUUGGAGCAUUUGUUGCAACUAGUUUGCCUGCAUUUGGAGUAUUACGUCCACUUAUAGAAACAUAGAAACAUAGAAAAUAGGUGCAGGCGUAGGCCAUUCAGCCCUUCGAGCCUGCACCGCCAUUCAGUAUGAUCAUGGCUGAUCAUCCAACUAAGAACCCUGUACCAGCCUUCCCUCCAUACCCCCCGAUCCCUUUAGCCACAAGGGCCAUAUCUAACUCCCUCUUAAAUAUAGCCAAUGAACUGGCCUCAACUGUUUCCUGUGGCAGAGAAUUCCACAGAUUAACCACUCUCUGUCUGAAGUUUUUCCUCGUCUCGGUUCUAAAAGGCUUCCCCUUUAUCCUCAAACUGUGACCCCUCGUUCUGGACUUCCCCAACAUCAGGAACAAUCUUCCUGCAUCUAGCCUGUCCAAUCCCUUUAGGAUUUUAUACAUUUCAAUAAGAUCCCCCCUCAAUCUUCUAAAUUCCAACGAGUAUAAGCCUAGUCGAUCCAAUCUUUCAUCAUAUGAAAGUCCUGCCAUCCCAGGAAUCAAUCUGGUGAACAUUCUUUGUACUCCCUCUAUGGCAAGGAUAUCUUUCCUCAGAUUAGGGGACCAAAACUGCACACAAUACUCCAGGUGUGGUCUCACCAAGGCCUUGUACAACUGCAGUAGUACCUCCCUGCUCCUGUACUCAAAUCCUCUUGCUAUGAAUGCCAGUAUGGUCACAUUACAGGAAGGAUAUGGUUACAUUGGAGAGAGUGCAGAGGAGAUUUGCCAGGGUGUUGCCUGGAAUGGAGGACUGUAGUUAUGGGAAGAGAUUGGGUAGGUUGGGCUUGCUUUUCCUGGAGGAAAGGAGACUGAGGAAAGAACUGAUAGAGAUAUAUAAAAAAUGAGAGGCACAGACAGGAUAUACGGUCAGAUUAACGCACACAAAAUGCUGGAGAAACUCAGCAGGUCAGGCAGCAUCUGAAGGAAAGGAAUAAACAGUCAACAUUUUGGGCGACAUCCUUCGUCAGGACUGGAAAGGAAGGGAGAGGGAGCCAGAAUAAGGGAGGGAAGGAGCACGAGCCAGAAGGUGAAAGGUGAAGCGAGGUGGAUGGGGGGGGUAGGAAGCUUGGGGGGUGACUGGUGGAAAAGGCUGAAGAAGGAGCAAUCUGAUACGAGAGGAGAGUGGACCAUGGGAGAAUGGGAAAGAAGGAAGGGCAGUAGGGAGAGGUGAUGGGCAGGUGGCGAGAAAAGAAGAGGCAAGAGGAAAAGCGAGCAGUUGUCCCCCUCCUGGCAGUUGCAACCUCCAUCAGUCUAACAAAUCCAAACACGAGGAAUUCUGCAGAUGCUGGAAAUUCAAGCCACACACAU
Molecule: messenger RNA, 4600 nt
Organism: Mobula hypostoma (lesser devil ray)
Lineage: Eukaryota; Metazoa; Chordata; Chondrichthyes; Myliobatiformes; Myliobatidae
Gene: clcnk
Product: chloride channel K
Exons: 19
Coding region: 159-2273 (704 amino acids)
Biological process (GO): chloride transport; transmembrane transport
Cellular component (GO): plasma membrane
Molecular function (GO): voltage-gated chloride channel activity
Source: RefSeq, a predicted model, not a curated record